UUCAAACACCAAAUUGAGAAACAAAGAUUCAUAGAAUUUUUUUUAAAACACAUAACUGCCUUCGGUAGUAAAUGAAUUAAAGCUUAACCAUAAAUUCCCGUGAAAGCUUUAGCUCAAGCUCUUCAGCACUACCAAGGAUCCUCGUGAUGUAGAGCUCUUAAAUUUCACGAGUUUUGUAUUUCAACUCAGAGCACUCUCUCUCAGCUCAGAGAGAAAAUGCCUCCCAAACCCCAAACCCUGUUCUCAAUUGAUCUCAUCUCCCCAACUCCUUCAAAUACCCUAGACUUCUUCCUCCAAAUCAUGAACAUUUGCAGCCUAAGCGCCAUUGUUGUCAUCUUAACUUUCUACCAUGGAUUUCAAAAAGCAUCUUUUCGUUUCCAUUCUAUUCCUUUGCUCGGUUUGCCUUCAUGCAAACACUCUCCAGACUUACAUUGUUCAGCUCCACCCACAAGGUGUGACCAGCUCUUCUUUUGCUACUAAGCCUAGUUGGCAUCUCUCAUUUCUUCAACAAACCGUGUCCUCUGAAGAAGACGCUUCUUCUCGGCUUCUCUACUCUUACCAUUCUGCCAUGGAAGGCUUUGCUGCUCAGCUGUCUGAAUCUGAGCUUGAGUCCUUGCAAAUGCUGCCUGAUGUCAUUGCAAUUAGGCCUGACCACCGCCUCCAAAUCCACACAACUUAUUCAUACAAGUUCUUGGGGCUUAACACUGCUUCAAGUGAUGGUGCUUGGCACAAGUCUGCAUUUGGUCGAGGCACGAUCAUUGGGGUGCUUGAUACAGGAGUUUGGCCCGAGCAUCCAAGCUUCGACGAUCGUGGGAUGCCACCAGUUCCCAGAAAGUGGAGAGGGAUUUGCCAAGAAGGGCAAAACUUCAAUUCUUCGAAUUGUAACAAGAAACUCAUUGGUGCCAGGUUCUUCACUGAAGGUCAUCGCGUAGCUUCAGUGUCAUCAUACUCACAAGAUGUUGGUCAUGAGUAUGUGUCGCCGCGUGAUUCCCAUGGGCAUGGAACUCAUACAUCAUCAACAGCUGGGGGUGCUUCUGUCGGAAUGGCAAGUGUUUUUGGCAAUGCAGCUGGUGUGGCUCGAGGAAUGGCUCCCGGAGCACAUGUAGCAGUGUACAAAGUCUGCUGGCUUAAUGGAUGUUAUAGCUCUGAUAUCCUUGCUGCAAUGGAUGUUGCAAUUAGAGAUGGAGUUGACAUUCUCUCCCUCUCUCUAGGUGGCUUCCCCGUUCCACUUUUCGAUGACAGCAUUGCAAUUGGCAGUUUUCGUGCAGUGGAGCAUGGAAUUUCAGUUGUAUGUGCAGCAGGCAACAAUGGUCCAAUUCCAAGCUCAGUUGCCAAUGAAGCUCCUUGGAUUGCUACCAUUGGUGCCAGCACACUAGACCGAAGAUUUCCAGGCAUAGUUCAAAUGGGGAAUGGAAAAUACCUCUAUGGAGAAUCCAUGUACCCAGGAAACCAUCUUAUGAGAGCUGGGAAAGCGCUUGAACUGGUUUAUGUGACCGGUGAGAAUAGUGGAAGUGAAUAUUGCUUCAGAGGGUCUCUCCCAAGAGCAAUAGUCCGCGGCAAAAUAGUGGUUUGUGACCGAGGUGUCAAUGGAAGGGCGGAGAAAGGUGAAGUGGUGAAGGAAGCUGGAGGAGCUGCAAUGAUUUUGGCAAAUACAGAGAUAAACCUAGAGGAGAACUCUGUUGAUGUCCACGUCUUGCCUGCAACUCUGAUUGGCUUCAAAGAGUCAGUUCACUUGAAGGCUUACAUAAACUCAACAAGGAGACCAACAGCUAGAAUUGUAUUUGGAGGUACAGUCAUACGAAAAUCCAGGGCACCAGCGGUAGCUCAGUUCUCAGCUAGAGGACCGAGUUAUUCUAACCCUUCAAUCCUCAAACCAGAUGUGAUUGCUCCAGGGGUCAACAUCAUUGCUGCUUGGCCUCAAAACUUAGGUCCCACUGGCCUUCCAGAAGAUUCUAGGAGAGUAAAUUUCACUAUCAUGUCGGGGACUUCAAUGGCCUGUCCUCAUGCCAGUGGAAUUGCUGCUCUUAUACGCUCAGCUCAUCCCAAAUGGAGCCCUGCGGCAAUUAAAUCUGCUGUUAUGACAACUGCUUCGGUAACUGAUCAUUCAGGAAAACCGAUAAUGGAUGGAGACAAACCAGCUGGAGUUUUUGCAAUUGGUGCUGGACAUGUAAACCCUGAAAGAGCCAUUGACCCGGGCUUGAUUUAUGACAUCAGGCCAGAGGAGUAUGUCACUCAUUUAUGCAGUCUUGGAUACACAAAAUCAGAAAUUCUAACUAUCACUCACAGGAACGUUAGCUGCCGUGAAAUCCUGCAGAUGAACAGGGGUUUCAACCUCAAUUACCCCUCCAUUUCAGUAACUUUCAAACAUGGUAUGAGAAGUAAAAUGAUCAAACGACGAGUAACAAACGUGGGAAGUCCUAAUUCCAUUUACUCGCUGGAACUAAUGGCGCCUAAGGAAGUUAAAGUGAAAGUUAAGCCUCAAAGGUUAAUAUUCACAGACAUCAAUCAGAGUUUGAGUUACAGGGUACGGUUUAUAUCAAGGAACAGAGCAGGAACAGCAAAAAUGAGCUUUGCACAAGGGCAGUUGACAUGGGUCAAUUCUAAGAAUAGCUUGAACAGGGUUAAAAGCCCGUUCUCGGUGACUUGGAAGUAACGGGGCUGAUUGCAAUCAUGGCACCAGAGUGGUCAUGGUAGUUCUACUCUAGAAAUCAAAAAAUCCAUUGUUAUUGUCUCAUUGGAUUCACAUUUAUGAAGAUUUAAGGUUGAAUAUUUAUCCUGGCUUUGUGUGGUAGAAAACUCGAGAGAUACAAGCUAUGCCCUUUUAUAAUCUGAUAAAGGCAGAGGCUAUUAUUGUA
Messenger RNA from Prunus avium (sweet cherry), 2855 nucleotides. It is a transcript of the gene SDD1, whose product is annotated as Subtilase family protein. The record is from RefSeq and is a predicted model, not a curated record. Gene Ontology annotation, biological process: proteolysis. NCBI's taxonomy places the organism in Eukaryota, Viridiplantae, Streptophyta, Magnoliopsida, Rosales, Rosaceae. Gene Ontology annotation, molecular function: serine-type endopeptidase activity.